This is a messenger RNA of Dinoponera quadriceps, 1917 nucleotides long. RefSeq names its product septin-1 (gene Septin1). Gene Ontology annotation, cellular component: cell division site; microtubule cytoskeleton; septin ring. Gene Ontology annotation, biological process: regulation of exocytosis; cytoskeleton-dependent cytokinesis; cell division. The transcript has 6 exons. The record is from RefSeq and is a predicted model, not a curated record. NCBI's taxonomy places the organism in Eukaryota, Metazoa, Arthropoda, Insecta, Hymenoptera, Formicidae. The coding region runs from base 620 to 1699 and encodes 359 amino acids. Gene Ontology annotation, molecular function: GTP binding; GTPase activity; molecular adaptor activity.
AGCUCUAGGCGUUAAGAAAUUGACCAAUCACAAUCGAAUUAUAGGAGAAAAGUCAAUUAUGAUAGGUCGAUUUUUUUAAUCUUUUCGAGACGCGCCCUUUGUAACCAGUAAACCACCAUCCUUCGCAACUGGCGACCGGGGCAUCUGCGGCGCAUUGUAGAAUGCCCUUUAACCUCCCACCUCCUCAUCGGGCGUCGCACUCUCCGUUGUAUUUUGUACGGCCGAGUCAGUGCAAAUGUACUUCCUGUUCGUUUGUAAGAUUCAUAAAAUAAUUUCCCAUCCGUUUGCUCAGCUCGACGGGGUAUCUUCGACGGCUCUUGUACAAGUUUCAGUACCAUCUUUCCGAGAGCGAAACUUGGCACAGCAAAAAUCAAUCGAAGAUAAAUGUUUUCAAUUAAAAUAACCUACCUUACAUAUUUCUCGCUUUGUUGCACGCUAUCGUGACACGACGCGGUGUCUGUCAGUCUGUCUGAAAAAUUUUUUUACUGAUCUGGAAAUUGAACAGAAUUCCAAUCCAACUUUGUAUAACAUACAUUAAGGAAAGGAAAGAAGGAGAAAGGAAUAUAGAGAGUGUUCAAUUUCAUUAUUCGACCGUUUGUGACUAAAACAACUCGGUGAAAUGUCUAGCGAAAGUGUAAAAACGUUUGCCAGUCUUGAGACACCUGGAUAUGUAGGAUUUGCAAAUUUACCUAAUCAGGUACAUCGAAAAUCUGUGAAAAAAGGUUUUGAGUUUACGCUCAUGGUUGUUGGAGAAUCAGGCCUUGGAAAGUCUACUUUAGUAAAUAGUUUAUUCCUUACGGAUUUAUAUCCUGAACGAGUAAUUCCUGAUGCAAUUGAAAAAACGAACCAAACUGUUAAACUUGACGCUUCAACGGUCGAGAUUGAAGAAAGAGGUGUGAAACUCAGAUUAACAGUUGUUGAUACACCUGGUUAUGGAGAUGCGAUUGAUAAUACAGAUAGCUUCAGAGCUAUCAUUCAGUAUAUAGAUGAUCAGUUCGAGAGAUUCCUUCGUGAUGAAAGUGGUUUAAACAGAAGAAAUAUUGUAGACAACAGAAUACAUUGUUGUUUUUAUUUCAUCUCUCCAUUUGGUCAUGGAUUGAAACCAUUAGAUAUUGAGUUUAUGAAGCAACUCCAUAAUAAGGUUAAUAUAGUACCUGUAAUAGCAAAAGCUGAUGUACUUACCAAGAGAGAAGUGCUACGUCUGAAGAAAAGAGUUAUGGAGGAGAUCGAAGGCAGUGGAAUCAAAAUAUAUCCUUUACCAGACUGUGAUAGCGACGAAGAUGAGGAUUAUAAGGAACAAGUGCGUCAAUUAAAAGAGGCUGUCCCUUUUGCAGUGUGCGGUGCGAAUACCUUGCUCGAGGUCAAAGGAAAGAGAGUACGGGGUCGAUUGUAUCCGUGGGGUGUUGUUGAAGUUGAAAAUCCCGAUCAUUGCGAUUUUAUUAAGUUGAGAACGAUGUUGAUUACACAUAUGCAAGAUUUGCAAGAAGUAACACAGGAGGUACAUUACGAAAAUUACCGCAGUGAAAGAUUGGCGAAAGGGGCUCCGGUACCACCUCGACGUCAGACUCUUGUAGAAUCUGAGAAAAGCAACACUGUGUCGGACAAAGAUCGUAUAUUGCAAGAAAAAGAAGCCGAGAUACGUCAUAUGCAAGAAUUGUUGGCUGUGAUGCAAGCGCAAAUGCAACAACAACAACCUUGAUUACAUGUGCUCUUGUAUAUCAACAUGAUGACCCCUUAUUGUUAUGCGUGUGCCAAAAAAAAGGAUAUACGAAACUUUUUAAUAACAUAUAUAAUCAAGAUCUUGCUCUGGAUGCAAUAUUUUCAUAAGUCUUUCUCUAUUAAGACAAUCUUGACAUACCAUAUGCUGCAUUCUGUAGACAUAUAUCGUAAGAGUAUAAAAACUAACACUUUUUUAUA